CUUUCUUGCCAUUACCAAAACUUCUGUUCAUUAUCAAUUUAGACCAGAGGUGAAAUUUUUUUUCAUGAACCGCAAAGCAAAGUAACCGACGCAACUUUUUGAGUGAGUUUACUGAUAAAUGAAAUACCCCGAACAGCUUCAGUGAUCGAUAGUCGUCUGUAUCAUAUUGUACCACGGUUUCCCUUCCUAUGGACAGUGAUGGACAAGGCACAUGUCAGGUGGGUUGAUGACAACUUCCAGGUGCUCCUGGACGAGCUCGAGUUGAGCCCCAGCUUCUACCGGCUGCUUCAAGCCAAGAAAGUAUUUUCUUCUGAGCAGAUCAAACGAAUCAAGGCCGAGUCCACCACCAGCCGGCGGAAGGCGAGGUUAUUGACAUUACUGAGGCAGCAGAACCCGGAUGUACUGAGCAGGUUUUGUGACGUACUUGUGGACACGGACCAGAGAGGACUGGAGAGGCUACUUAGGGACAAGCAAAGACAAACAAAGAAACAUCCCGUCCUCUUCGAAUCCGUUGACCGAGGCAGCCAUCGUCUUGAGACGGGACAAAGACAAAACUUUAAGACAAAAGCAAAGAAACUGACGAGGCAGAUUGAGGCGGGCCUUGAGGACGAGAACUUCGUCCUGGAGCGGUUGGUGGGAGGAAUGCUGAGGACCCGGGCACAGGUGCUGGAGGAAAAGCUACUACAGGACAAGAUCAGGGGGCAGAAGAAAGCCAUGGAGAGAAAAAUGCUACAGGACUUACAGGCAAAGGUACAGGCCCUCGAACAGGAACUCAGUGACUACAAAGAGGCACAGAAGGUGAUUUGUGAAGAGAAAGAAAACGCCAUUAGAGACAUGGAACUCGCCACCACAAGGAUCUCGGAGUUGGAGAAGUCGCUGGAGGAGGUGGUUCAGGAGCGGGACUUCAUGAGGCGGGAGCGGGACGCUGCUGUCCGGGCCGAGUGGCUGGCGACAUUGGAGAAGACACAGCUGAUGAGAGCCAGGGAGGACGCCGGGGAAGGAGGGAGAAAAUUCAGGAAAGCACAGCAAGGAGCGCCUCCUGUAGGAUUGCCAAAGACGCGCAACGUACACCCCAAAAUGAAACCUACGGCUCUUCGUGCACUGCUGCAGAGAUGAUAGCUGAGAUGAGACUGACUUGCUACAGACACGUACCGUCUCAAACCUCUUAGAUUAAAACAGCUGAAACACGUUUGUGAUGAAGCAGAGUAAAAAAUACCCCCGUCUUCCUAUACAGUAUCAGAGUGGGUUAGAUAUAGAAGCAAACAUUAUUACAUUGCAGGAAUUUAGUAUUAUUCCAUCAACUGCUGUCAGUCAGGUACAUACAGUUGCAUGCAAAUUGUUCAACUCUCUUCACAUUCUCACUAUUUUGUCGAAUGAGGAAUAUUACAACUGCAGAACAUGUCAAAAUCCUAUCCAAUCAACAGAUUGCUUAUUACUACUUUACUAAUUCCGGAUCAAAAUUCAAUAUUUCUUUCAUUGUCCAUGCAAAAUUGCAAAUUUCACGACUUCGGUUCCUCUUACGACUCCCUGAUAAAUCGUGAAAUGUGGUUUGUCAACACAUUUGGAGUCAUUGCAUAAUAACAAAUAUCACGAUUCUUUCCGGAAUCAUCGGAACACGGGAGCUCCACAUGGCCAUGUCAGACCUUCUGGUAAACAAAAUAACAUAAUGGAUGUUUUCGUAUUAUCAUAUAUUGUUUAAUUAGCAGAAUUUUUAUGUUUAUUCUGUAUUCUUUCUUCCUUUUUGUAGUUGAUAUUGGACCAUACAAAAGUCACUGUACUUUUUGUCGUGUCAAUAAAGCUUGACUAGUAAUCAUCAUGGCGGACAUUGGAAAUGCAAUAGGGCAACCACUUGAGCUCUCCUGCAUGUGCUUAUCGUUGAUAUUUGGGAGAUUAAGCUAGGUACAAAUAAAGAAGAACUGACUGGACCAUGUGAUGGAUCCGGACAUAAAUCGUCAGACAACAACACGUGUGACUGCGUCCGUCCGGGGUGCACAAGGGGAAUAUGAUUGUGUAUUCGUAAUUGGUGUGUACGGACAGGAGACUUGACAUCCAACUAUAGAUAUCAAACAUUGCAGCUACAAAAACAAGGAAACUAAUUUUAGCUUACCGAGUUGAAGAUGUGAAAAAUUUGCCGUCUAUUUCUUGUGCAAACUUGACGUGUAUUUCGAGUAAUCUAUACCAAUCAUACAUUUGUUAUAAAUGCUGUAUGCAAAUUAUCAUUAUCAUGCAUGUUAGAAUUUCUUGGGUCAAGGAGUCCUUUGUGUGUUAGAAAUAGAAUUUCGUCAAAGAUCACGUCUAUGUUCAGUUUGAUAAAUUACACGUUGCCCAAGUUCAUACAUGUCACUGGAGAGUACUAAAGAUACUUUCCAGUCACAUUCCUACUGAACCGCCCUUUCUAGUUCUCCUUGGUAGUUACUUUCAAUGUAACAGACCCUUUUCAACAUUCAAAUUAUUAUGUUGAUGACGUACAGUGGCUUGUACUCUGGGGAGUGUAUGGAUACAGUAUAGCUCGAGCGAAAUGGAGCACAAACGUUUACAUACAAGUUGCAUUCAUC
Molecule: messenger RNA, 2555 nt
Organism: Branchiostoma floridae (Florida lancelet)
Lineage: Eukaryota; Metazoa; Chordata; Leptocardii; Amphioxiformes; Branchiostomatidae
Exons: 6
Coding region: 199-1116 (305 amino acids)
Biological process (GO): regulation of apoptotic process
Source: RefSeq, a predicted model, not a curated record